ACUUCGGGCUCGUGGGGGCCGCUUGUCAUUCUUCGGCAUGCACUACUGCCUGCUUGCUUUUAUCGCGCGCAGUCAUGUGUGUACGGAUAGUGCAGUAGUACCGGAGCUCGAGCAUUCAGUACGUCGGCGUCGCUCUCCCGUCGGACGCGGUCGCUCGAGGCGCUACGGUCUGCGGUAAAUUCUAAACGUGCAUCAUCCUGUUCAUCCCCACGAGCCUCCGCUGAAACGUUGCAGUUGCGCUCUGGACAUUUUAGCUCGUGUUAAUUCUCUCCCAAACGGGCGACCGGUUACCGGUUACCGGUUACUACUACGUCUCAUAGAGCGAUUCAUUUCCACGGCGGGACCUGUCACGCGGGCAUCUGUCUUCAGAAUGGUUACAUUACCAGGGAACUUCCUCUGACAAGCUGCAGGUCCAUAACUGCCACCUGGCUAACAAAGUGGCGUCAACAUUCCUGCCUGUAGGAGGUGCUGGUCUCUGCUGAGCCUCCCUGCUGGCAUUUCAUCAUGUGCCACGUAAUCUUAUGCAAGACGGUGAAACGCAGACAAUAAGCAGAUUCACAGCAGCUGAACACCAUCCUUCUCCCCCUUUUGAUGUGGACAUUUAAGACAAGCUCAGCAUGGAAGCGAAGGAGCGCCGACCGUACCGAUCCCUGACCGCCCGGCGAGACGCCGAGCGCCGAUACACCAGCUCAUCCGCUGACAGUGAGGAUGGCAAGAUCAACCCCAAGUCCUACAGCUCCAGCGAGACCCUCAAGGCCUUCGACCAGGACCCUCGGCUGACCUACGGAGGUCGCGUGAAAGAGCUGGUACACCACGAGGUGGACGAGGUCACCAGGCAGGGGACAGAUUUCUCUUUGCGAGACUUGGCCUUUGGCCAGCCUGUGGCCCCCCACAUGGCAGCGUACCGGCCAGACAUGGGGAUGCUCCGCCGCGACUACUCCGUUAGCCUGGGCUCCGACGCAGACACGGAGACAGAUGGGAUGGCUUCCCCGGAGCACGCCGUCAGACUCUGGGCUCGCAACAACACCAGGUCGGCCCGGAGUUCCUGCCUGUCGAGCAGAGCCAACUCCAACCUGACCCUCACGGACACGGAGCACGAGAACACAGAGAACGACGGCUCUUUUCAGAACCACUCCAGGACUCGCACACCACCCCUCCCGCUACCACACUCCCACUCACCUAACCACCAGCACCUCACCUCGCUGGGCUCGCUCAGUCACUGCAGCUACGCCCCACGCAGCAGCUCCAGCCCUGCCCCCACUGACAGCUAUGCCCCACGCAGCAAUGCCAGCCCUGCUCCCACCGAGAGCUACGCCCCACGCAGCAAUGCCAGCCCCACCACCACCGACAGCACUGCCGCCCCCGAGGGGCCCUCCAGCACCCAGGACUCUGGCAGUGCCCAGGACAACUGGCUCCUCAACAGUAACAUUCCUCUGGAGACCAGAAGCAUAGCACAGCAGACAUUCCUAGGGACUUUACAGGACAACAUUAUAGAGAUGGACAUACUGGCCACAGGUCGCCGUGACGAUGCUUACACAGACGGACACUUUCUUUUCAAGCCUGGAGCAUCGUCACCGCUGUACUGCACCACAUCGCCUGCUUACCCUCUGACCUCCAGCACCGUGUAUUCCCCCCCGCCCCGCCCCCUGCCUCGCACCGCCUUCGCCCGGCCUGCGUUCAGCCUGAAGAAGAACUCCAAGCACUGCAGCUGGCGCUGUGCUGCCCUCAGUGCCAUUGUUGUCUCCGUCAGCCUGCUGCUGCUGCUGCUGUACUUCAUAGUCAUGCACCUGUUUGGGUUGAACUGGCACCUGCAGCCCGUGCACAGGCAGCUGUUUGCGCAGUCUGAAGACAGUAGCCAUGGGGGGGCACUCUCCACAGACCUGGACCAACCACCCUUCAGCAAGACCGGCCUCCAGAUCCCAGACCGCACUGCCAAAGAUGAUGGCAAACCGGAUGGCCUGUUCCCAGAGGACAGCUUCAUAGAGAUGGGUGAGGUAGACAUAGGUCGUAAGGUCACACAACAGAUUCCACCCGGAAUCUUCUGGAGGUCACAGGUCUUCAUCGACCACCCGAUGUACCUGAAAUUCAACGUGUCCCUUAGUAAAGAUGCCUUGGUUGGGAUCUAUGGAAGGAGAGGUCUUCCACCAUCUCACACACAGUUUGACUUUGUGGAACUAUUGGAUGGCCGGAGGCUCUUGGCUCAGGGUUUUCCAGGUGUGGAGGGCAUGCCAGCCCUGCCCCAACCGCGGAGUCUCGUGCCCCUCAGCAGCCAUGCAACGGGCUUCAUCCAGUACAUGGACUCAGGCAUCUGGCAUCUGGCUGUGUACAAUGAUGGAAAGGAGACGGAGCAGGUGUCCUACCUCAGCACAGCGAUCGACUCGAUUGAUGACUGUCCCAGUAACUGUUUUGGUAAUGGAGACUGCGUAGCAGGAAUCUGCAACUGUUUCCUGGGCUUCAGAGGACUGGACUGCGGCAGGGCCUCCUGCCCAGUUCUUUGCAGUGGGAACGGUCAGUACCUGAAAGGCCGCUGUAUGUGCCACAGUGGCUGGAAAGGGCCAGAAUGUGACGUUCCCACCAACCAGUGCAUGGAUGUGACUUGCAGUGGCCAUGGGACGUGCAUCGUGGGAACCUGCAUCUGUAAUCCAGGAUACAAGGGAGAGCACUGCGAGGAAGUGGACUGUCUGGAUCCCACUUGUUCCGGGCGAGGUGUGUGUGUUCGUGGGGAGUGCCACUGUUUCAUAGGCUGGGGGGGCCCAGGCUGCGAGGGCCCUCGUGCCUCCUGUAUGGAUCAGUGCUCGGGCCAUGGGACCUUUCUGUCUGACACAGGCACCUGCAGCUGUGACCCCAACUGGACAGGACAGGACUGUUCUACAGAGCUUUGUGUAGCAGACUGUGGAGGCCACGGUGUGUGUGUGGCUGGCGGCUGUCACUGUGACGAGGGCUGGACGGGUGCAGCGUGUGAUCAGAGGGCGUGCCACCCCCGCUGCAGUGAACAUGGCACCUGCAGGGAUGGAAAAUGUGAAUGCAGCCCUGGCUGGAACGGAGAACACUGCACCAUUGCUCACUAUCUGGAUAAGGUAGUGAAAGAGGGCUGCCCCGGUCUGUGUAACGCCAAUGGCAGGUGCACACUGGGUAGUAAUGGCUGGUAUUGCGUGUGCCAGCUGGGUUGGCGAGGGACAGGAUGCGACACCUCCAUGGAGACGGCUUGCAGCGAUGCCAAAGACAACGAUGGAGAUGGCUUGUUGGACUGUAUGGACCCGGACUGCUGUCUGCAGGCGUCGUGCCACACCACCUCCCUGUGUGUGGGCUCCCCGGAUCCUCUUGAGAUCAUCCAGGAGACCCAGCUGUCCUCCAGCCCUAGCAGCCUGCAGUCCUUCUACCAGCGCGUGCGUUUCCUGGUGGGGCGAGACAGCACCCACGUUAUCCCUGGGGCCAGCCCCUUCCAAGCCAGACAUGCCUGUGUGAUCCGAGGACAGGUAGUGACCUCUGAUGGGACUCCACUGGUGGGAGUGAACAUCAGUUUCAUCAAUAACCCCACCUACGGAUACACUAUCACCAGACAGGACGGCAGCUUCGAUCUGCUGUCCAAUGGGGGCGUGGCCGUGGCGCUGCGUUUCGAGCGUGCCCCGUUCAUUACACAGGAGCACACUCUGUGGUUGCCAUGGUCGCGAUUCUUCGUCAUGGACACUGUCGUCAUGAGGCAUGAGGUCAACGACAUCCCCAGCUGUGACCUCAGCAGUUUGUCGCGGCCCAGCCCAAUAGUGGUGCCCGCCCCCCUGACGACGCUGUCCGGAGCCUGUUCAGAGAGGGGCGCCAUUGUCCCUGAGAUCCAGGUUGUCCAGGAGGAGGUGCGAGUCCCCGGCACACACCUGCGCCUGGCUUACCUGAGCAGCCGCUCUGCAGGCUACAAGGCUGUGCUGAGAGUCACCCUGACCCAUGCUGCCAUCCCCUUCAGCCUGAUGAAAGUGCACCUCAUGGUGGCCGUCGAGGGCCGACUCUUCAGGAAGUGGUUUGCGGCCACGCCCAGCCUCUCCUACGAUUUUGUCUGGGACAAGACAGACGUCUACAGCCAGAAGGUGUAUGGCCUGACCGAGGCCUUCGUGUGUGUGGGCUUUGAGUACGAGUCGUGUCCUGAUGUGAUCCUGUGGGAGAAAAGGACAGCUGUCCUGCAGGGUUACGAGAGCACGGCAUCAAACCUGGGAGGCUGGAGCAUAGAUAAACACCACACCCUCAACAUUCAGAGUGGCAUCCUACACAAGGGCAAUGGCGAGAAUGUCUUCAUUACCCAGCAGCCCCCAAUCAUUGGGAGCAUCAUGGGUAAUGGGCGGCGGCGCAGUAUUUCCUGUCCGAGCUGUAAUGGCCUGGCUGAUGGGAAUAAACUGUUAGCGCCUGUGGCUUUGGCCUGUGGCCCCGAUGGCAGCUUGUUUGUGGGCGACUUCAACUAUAUCCGCCGAAUCUUCACCACGGGAAAUGUCACGAGUGUACUGGAACUCAGAAAUAAAGAUUUCAGACACAGUAACAGUCCUGCACAUAAAUACUACCUGGCUACGAGUCCGGUGUCUGGGGUUCUCUACCUGUCGGAUACCAGCAGCAGAAAGGUGUUUAAAGUGAAGUCCCUGAACACUGUGAAGGAUGUAGCUAAGAACCUGGAGCUGGUUGCAGGAACAGGAGACCAGUGUCUCCCCUACGACGAGACCCGCUGUGGGGAUGGCGGCAAGGCAGUAGAAGCUACCCUCACCAACCCCCGAGGUAUUACAGUGGACAAGUAUGGAAUUGUCUUCUUUGUGGAUGGCACCAUGAUCCGCCGAAUCGAUCAGAAUGGCAUUAUCUCAACAUUGCUGGGCUUCAACGACUUGACCUCAGCACGACCCUUGAGCUGCGAUUCUGUAAUGGACAUCUCUCAGGUUCGUCUGGAAUGGCCCACUGACCUCAUAGUAAGUCCCCUGGACAACUCCUUGUAUGUGCUGGAUAACAAUGUGGUGCUGCAGAUCUCUGAGAACCACCAGGUGAGGAUCGUGGCGGGGCGGCCCAUGCACUGCCAGGUUCCCGGCCUGGACCACUUCCUGGUCAGCAAGGUGGCCGUCCAUGCCACUCUGGAAUCUGCCAACGCCUUGGCGCUAUCUCACAGCGGUGUCCUCUACAUCGCGGAAUCCGAUGACAAGAAGGUUAACCGUGUGCGGCAGGUGUCCACCAGCGGGGAGAUCUCACUGGUGGCUGGUGCCCCCAGUGGGUGCGACUGUAAGAACGAUGCCAACUGUGACUGCUACUCAGGUGAUGAUGGCUACGCUAAAGAUGCUAAGCUUAACUCGCCGUCCUCGCUGGCUGUCUGUCCGGACGGCGAGCUCUUCAUCGCUGAUCUGGGGAACAUACGGCUCCGCUACGUUCGGCCGAGCAAGCCGUACCUCAACUCUCUCGGCAUGUACGAGGUGUCCGCGCCGAUCGAUGACGAGCUGUACCUGUUUGAUGCCAAUGGCAGCCACAUCUACACCCAGAGCCUUACCACAGGUGACUACCUGUAUAACUUGACCUACUCUGGAGAGGGAGACUUGAGUACCAUCACAGACAAGAACAAGAAUGCAGUGCUCAUUCAUCGGGACGCUACAGGGCUUCCUCUCUGGAUAAAGACCCCUGACAGCCAGACCUUCUGGUUCACCAUUGGAACUAAUCAUGCCCUCAAAAGUGUUACUGCCCAGGACCAAGAGCUCGUGAUGGUGACCUAUCAUGGCAGUUCAGGGCUACUGGCCACAAAAAGCAAUGAAGAUGGUUGGACCACUUUCUAUGAGUAUGACAAUUACGGGCGGCUGACAAACGUGACCUACCCUACAGGCAGAGUGAGCAGUUACAGGACUGACUCUGACGGUGCAGUACGGGUGCAGGCUGAGGGCUCUAACAGGGAGGACAUCACUGUGACCACCAACCUGUCGGCCUCUGGAACAUUCUACACUCUCAUGCAGGAUCAGGUAAAGAACAGUUACUACAUUGGACUGGAUGGCUCGUUGCAAUUGGUGCUGGCCAAUGGAAUGGAAGUGUCUCUGCACACGGAGCCACACCUGCUGUCGGGCACCGUGAACCCCACAGUCAGUAAGAGGAACGUCACUCUGCCCAUUGACAAUGGCCUCAACCUAGUGGAGUGGAGACAGCGCAAAGAACAGGCGCGGGGACAAGUAACGCUGUACGGACGUCGGCUGAGGGUCCAUAACAGAAAUCUGUUGUCCAUGGACUUUGACCGCAUUACCCGAACAGAGAAAGUGUACGAUGACCACAGGAAAUUCACGCUAAGAAUCCACUACGACCACGCGGGCAGACCCACGCUGUGGGCUCCGAGCAGCCGCCUGAAUGGGGUCAACGUCACCUACAACCCUGGUGGGCAUGUGGCUGGCAUCCAAAGGGGCACCAUGUCAGUUCGAAUGGAAUAUGACCAAAAUGGAAGAAUCACUUCACAUAUAUUUGCAGAUGGAAAGUCAUGGAGCUACACCUACCUCGAGAAGUCCAUGGUGCUGAUGCUAUACAGCCAGCGGCAGUACAUCUUUGAGUUUGACAAGAAUGACCGCCUCUCAUCUGUCACCAUGCCCAAUGUGGCCCGGCAUACCCUGGAGACCACACGCUCCAUUGGUUACUAUAGAAACACAUACCAACCCCCUGAGGGCAAUGCCACCAUGCUGCAGGACUACAGUGAAGAUGGCCUGCUUCUGCAGACUCUCUACCAGAGCACAGGACGCAGGGUAAUUUAUAAAUACGGCAAGCUCUCCCGCCUGCUUGAGAUUCUGUACGACACCACACACGUCACUUUCUCGUACGACGAGGCAGCCGGCAUACUGAAGACAGUAGCCCUGCAGAGUGAGGGCUUCACCUGCACCAUCCGGUACCGGCAGAUCGGCCCACUCAUUGACAGGCAGAUCUUUCGCUUCAGCGAGGAAGGGAUGGUCAACGCCCGCUUCGACUACAACUAUGACAAUAGCUUCCGGGUCACCAGCAUGCAGGCCGUCAUUAACGAGACACCAUUGCCUAUCGACCUGUACCGCUAUGACGACGUAUCCGGCAAGACGGAGCAGUUUGGCAAGUUUGGGGUCAUCUACUAUGACAUCAACCAGAUCCUAACAACUGCUGUCAUGACCCACACAAAACACUUUGACGCCUACGGCCGUGUGAAGGAGGUACAAUAUGAGAUCUUCCGUUCGCUCAUGUACUGGAUGAUGGUUCAGUAUGACAGCAUGGGCCGAGUGAUAGCCAAGGAGUUGAAGGUGGGUCCUUAUGCUAACACCACACGGUACACGUACGAGUACGACGCCGACAGCCAGCUCCAGGUGGUGUCCAUGAACGAUAAGCCCUUAUGGCGCUACAGCUAUGACCUGAAUGGCAACUUGCACCUCCUGAGCCGAGGCAGCAGUGCCCGGCUCACGCCACUACGCUACGAUGUCCGGGACCGCAUCACACGACUAGGAGAUGUUCAGUACAGGCUGGAUGAAGAUGGCUUCCUCAGACAAAGAGGCAACGACUUCUUUGAGUACAAUUCUGCCGGCCUGCUAGUCCGAGCCUACAGUAAGGUGGGCGGGUGGAGCGUGGCGUACCGCUACGACGGCCUUGGACGCAGGGUGUCCAGCCGGAGCAGUCCUGGUCACCAUCUGCAGUUCUUCUACGCCGACCUCUCUAGCCCCACCAGAGUCACCCACAUGUACAACCACUCCAGCUCUGAGAUCACCUCCCUCUACUAUGACCUGCAGGGCCACCUGUUUGCCAUGGAGCUGAGCAGUGGGGAUGAGUUCUAUGUGGCCUGUGACAAUAUCGGCACACCGCUGGCUGUGUUCAGUGGUUCAGGCCUCAUGAUUAAACAGAUUCUUCAUACAGCCUUUGGGGAGGUCUACCAGGACUCCAACCCCAGCUUCCAACUGGUGGUGGGCUACCAGGGUGGCCUCUAUGAACCCCUCACAAAGCUGGUACACAUGGGCCGCAGGGACUACGACGUCCUGGCUGGCCGCUGGACCACUCCUGACCACGACAUCUGGAAACAACUGAACAGUAACAACAUUGUGCCUUUCAACCUCUACAUGUUCAAGAACAACAACCCCCUGAGCAACAGUCAAGAGACUAAGUGCUACAUGACAGAUGUGAACAGCUGGUUGGUCACAUUUGGUUUUCAGCUGUACAAUGUUAUUCCUGGCUAUCGCAAACCAGUCACAGACGCCAUGGAGCCGUCUUAUGAGCUCAUCCACACCCAGAUGAAGACACAAGGCUGGGACAGCACUAAGUCUGUGCUGGGUGUGCAGUGUGAGGUUCAGAGGCAGCUGCAGGCCUUUGUGCGGCUGGAACACUUCCAGCAGAUCUACGGGGCAAGCUCCGAUGGCUGCGUGCAGUCUCCGCUCCGCACAGCAUUCGCCUCUGGACCCUCACUCUUCAGCAAGGGUGUCAAACUUGCCGUGCGAGGAGGUCGCGUGAGUGCCGACAUCAUCAGCCUGGCCAGCGAGGACGGCCGGCGGCUGGCCGCUGUGCUGAACCAGGCUGUAUACCUCCAUGACCUGCACUUCACCGUCAAUGGUCUGGACACCCACUACUUUGUGAAAGCAGGCCCAGUAGAGGGAGAUCUGGCCCUGCUAGGCAUGACGGUGGGGCGGCGCACGCUCGAGACAGGCGUGAACGUAACCGUGGCGCAGGUGAACGCUGUGCUGGGCGGGCGCACGCGCCGCAUCACGGAUGUCUUGCUGGAGCAUGGCGCUCUGAGCCUGAACGUGCGCUACGGUAGCAGCACCGAGGAGGAGAGGGCCCGCGUGCUGGAGCUGGCUCGCCAGCGUGCGCUGGCUGCCGCCUGGGCACGUGAGCAGCAGCGGGUGCGGCGCGGCGAGGAAGGGUCGCGGGCGUGGACCGACAGCGAGAGGCAGCAGCUGCUGGUCUCGGGCCGGGUGCAGGGCUACGAGGGCUACGCCACGGUGUCUGCCGACCAGGUCCCCGAGCUGGCCGACAGCCUCAGCAACAUCCACUUCCUGCGACAGAGUGAGAUGGGCCGCAGGUGACACGUCCAAGCUGAACUCCGCUGACCGCAGCGUCCAGGAUCCAGGAUCCCACAUCCAGGAUCCAGCGACCAGCAUCCAGGAUCCAGGACUACUUGCCAAAGACAAAAUUGCUUAUGUGACCACUGUUGAUUUUUUGUUUUCUUCUUUAGACUUUUUUUACAUGAUGGUAAGCAGUUGUGCUGCAUUAACAUCUGAGAGCUGUUUUUCUUUUGGAGCUUUUUCCUCGCUGAGUGUCUGGUGGAGGGAUGUUCAGCUCCACCUCAGCUCCACCUCCCUGUCUGCACAUCUGCUCAGAGGAGCCCUGGAUCGCUUCGUGGUGAUCACGCUGGCGUUCAGCUACACCUCCUCCUGCCUUUGUCCCUCGCCACAGCCAAGGAGAGAGUUUUUUAAUCACUUCUUUUUAUACUUGAAAGUCUGACAACACUCACAAGCGUACAGGGGAGUCUAAGCCCACCCCUCUGAAUGGCCCCAACUGGCCCCUUUUCAUGCCUAUCCUGUCAUUUGACAUUUUAACACUGGUUGACUGCCUAAUAUUUGUUUAAUAUCUAAAUAUGACCAAAUAGAUAAAAAGGAAAGUAUAAUCAAAGCGGGCAUACUCACAGACAAAAAUGUGAACAAAACUUUAAUGAGACAUUUGUCUAAAAUAUUGACAAAACUGAUAAGUUGCCUGUGGUCUGUCAAGAUUUUAAUGAAAAUUAAGAUGACACUGAGAACAGAGUGGAAUUAAGGUUUCUGUAUUAAAAUAAAUAUUUUACUAAAAUAGUUCAAACACACUCCAAAUUUACUUCAUAGCUGCAUCUAUAAAAGAACAGUAUAGCUAAUGUGAAUACGUUACUAAUGUGAACUGUUGUCCCCUUUUAUUGCUGACUGUUGUAUUUGAGCAGAACCCAGUGUUUCGAAACAUGUUAUUAAGUGUAUAUAUAUAUAUAUAUAUAUAUAUAUAUAUAUAUAUAUGUAUGUAUGUAUGUUUGAGAAUGUCAAAUGGUUCAAUUAAUUGUUUGGUUUUACUGUUAACAAAAAGAAAGUUUUUAAUAUGCUAACCCUUUCCUUUUAAGGAUAACACUAUUUAAUUUCGUAACCUGAUUUUUUUAGGCAAUAUUCUUACUCAUAUGUUUGCUUUGUGCAACAGACAUGGAUGCGUAAUAAAACAAACAGCACAUUACUGAGCACCGCCCUCAGGUGGGGUCAUUACCGAAACCUGCCCUCAGACAGGGUCAUUACUGAAACCUGCCCCCAGAUGUACCCAUCACUGAAACCUGCCGUCAGACGGUGUCAUUACUGAAACCUACCCUCAGAUGGGGUCAUUACUGAAACCUGCCCCCAGAUGUACCCAUCACUGAAACCUGCCGUCAGACGGGGUCAUUACUGAAACCUACCCUCAGAUGGGGUCAUUACUGAAACCUGCCCCCAGAUGUACCCAUCACUGAAACCUGCCGUCAGACGGGGUCAUUACUGAAACCUAACCUCAGAUGGGGUCAUUACUGAAACCUGCCCCCAGAUGUACCCAUCACUGAAACCUGCCGUCAGAUGGGGUCAUUACUGAAACCUGCCCUCAGACGAGGUCAUUACUGAACCCUGCCCUCAGGAGGGGCUAUUACUGAACCCUGCCCUCAGAUGGGGUCAUUACUGAUAUUUGUCCUUUGAUGGGGUCAUUACUGAAACCUGCCCUCAGAAGGGGCCAUUCCCUUUGACAGACAUGCUGAAGCAUGUUGUGGCCUAAGCAUGGUAAACUGAACUAAGGGCAGAGUCAAAGCCCAGAGGGACCCCUGAGCAUAGGGCCCCCACUGCCCGAGGGGCGAUAUGGCCAGUGCGUGUGGGAUCCUGGGAUCCAGUCUGGCAGACUCCUGUCUGUAUGUGACGUGCUGCUUCCUUCGUGUCUUUAACUCACCUCCACAUCAUGUCCAUUAGAGCUCCUUUCUGGUUUUAAAAUGCCUCAGUUAGAACAAAAUGGUGUUAAUGUGUUAACAUUAUGUCUUGCUGACCCCUUCAUAUGAGGUCCUACUGACCCCCUCAUAUCAGAUCCUGCUGACCCCCUCAUUUGAGUGGACAGCAGGUCAUCCUGAGUCCAUCAUCAUCGUGUGUGUGAUGGGGACGUGUUAGGAGAUGAGUAGUUAGUGAUUACGUGUUUCCACCUGUAAUGCUGUCUGCAUUGUUUUAUUUGGAUGUCAGUUGGCUGUUGGACAAUGACACUACAUCAGACAAUAUCGCUGUAUUUAAAAAAACUGAAUGAAAGAAAAAACGUGACUGCACUGGCAACUGCGUUGUGAAGCUGUAAUUAUUUUCUAAAGUUUUGGACUCAGUUGAUUUUUUUUUUCUCAACACUGUGUUUCUAACGCUGUAAAUAAGAGAAGACAAAUGAGCUGUAAAUAAAAGUCAAAUGUAGAAGACACCUUGUAGAGCUACAGCAGGCUGUCUGUGUAGUCUGUAGCUACAGCAGGCUGUCUGUGUAGUCUGUAGCUACAGCAGGCUGUCUGUGUGACUAGCUACAGCAGGCUGUCUGUGUAGUCUGUAGCUACAGCAGGCUGUCUGUGUGACUAGCUACAGCAGGCUGUCUGUGUAGUCUGUAGCUACAGCAGGCUGUCUGUGUAGUCUAUAGGCAAAGAGGAAAAAAUAAAGAAUAUUUUGUGUUUA
Molecule: messenger RNA, 11636 nt
Organism: Electrophorus electricus (electric eel)
Lineage: Eukaryota; Metazoa; Chordata; Actinopteri; Gymnotiformes; Gymnotidae
Source: RefSeq, a predicted model, not a curated record